Molecule: messenger RNA, 2955 nt
Organism: Capronia coronata CBS 617.96
Lineage: Eukaryota; Fungi; Ascomycota; Eurotiomycetes; Chaetothyriales; Herpotrichiellaceae
Exons: 1
Coding region: 1-2955 (984 amino acids)
Biological process (GO): transcription preinitiation complex assembly; DNA-templated transcription initiation; transcription by RNA polymerase III
Cellular component (GO): nucleus; transcription factor TFIIIB complex; transcription preinitiation complex
Molecular function (GO): RNA polymerase III general transcription initiation factor activity; RNA polymerase III type 3 promoter sequence-specific DNA binding; TBP-class protein binding
Source: RefSeq, a predicted model, not a curated record
AUGCCUCCUAAAGCACCUCCACCUAGGCCCCGUGCGGGCCAAUACCGGAAGCCAGCCUACCGCGGCCGCAUCGAAGGUCUAGGGAGCCCGGCGCCGACUUCUUUGCGAGCAACAACCCCUACCUUUAUGCGAGCCUCCACACCAAUCAUGUCGCGAAAGGCUGGUGCAAAGACCAUGAAAUGUUCCAACCCAAGCUGUCCGAGCCCUCACAUUGUUGAAAGCGAACAAGGACUGAUUUGUGACACUUGUGGUGCUGUCGCUCAGGAGGAAUCCGGCCUUGUGUCCGAACAAGGCUUUGGCGAGACAGACUCUGGCCGUAUUACUGCGCUGGGUGUCCACGUUGGAGAGUCACAAACUCAUCAAAGAACCUACGCCGCCGGUGGCGCCUUGGGAAAUGCAGGCCGUGAGCCCACCAUCAAUCGCGACAGAUCUGAGGCACAUGCUCGAACUAUAAUGCUGUCCUAUCAGUCUCUGCUUGGUGUGAGACUCGCCGAGGUGGAGGCCGGUAUGCAGAUCUUCAAACUGGCAUGGGGCAACUCGUUCGUCCAGGGCAGAACCAUCGAUAGCGUCGCUGUUGUCUGCUUGUAUCUGGCAUGUCGUCGAAAACACGAGCAAAUCCGAAACGAGCGUCGGCCAAUGUACAGUCUCAUGCUGAUCGAUUUCGCCGAGAAAUUGAACAUAGACGUCUUCGCCCUCGGAAAGAUGUAUUCGGAUUUGAUUCGCAGACUCUACAUGCAGCCUGAUGGGAGCAUUCAAGGUGAUGUCAGCGCCGAGCUUUUAGCAAUGGGGCCUGAAGUCCUGGUGAACCGUUUCGUCGAUGAACUGGAGUUUGACCGGGAGCAUCGGGAUAAGAUCAAAAUGGAUGCGAUUAGGAUCGUUCAACGAAUGAAACGAGAUUGGAUGUCGACUGGACGGCGGCCAUCUGGUGUAUGUGGCGCCGCCGUCAUUCUUGCCGCUCGAAUGAACAACUAUCGUCGUACCACCAGAGAGGUGGUCCUGACGGCCAAAGUCACUGAGAUCACCAUCAACAAACGCCUGGAAGAGUUCCAAGACACGGCCAGCAGUAAACUCUCGAUUACACAGUUCAGGGACAACCAGAUUCUUGACGCUCUGACACCUGCAGAUCCACCUUCAUACCAACGAGCACGGAAUCCAAAUGAAAAGAAGAAGAGAGGUCGGCCGAAGAAGCGGCCUCUGCCGGAAAGUGAGACUGCUGCUGAGAUUGAGGGAGAUGGCAAUAGCCCUGAACCAGCAGUCACCCAAGAAGCGGGUGACAACCAACGACCAGCUAAACGCGUCCGGAUUGAUGCAGAUGGCUACAAGAUUCCUGAAGUCCCCACGAGGCAAACUCCCACCGACCCGCCUUCUGCCAUCACUCCCAACUCGGCGCAACCCCAAUCGACCGCGGACAAGGAGGCUUUCGUUCCCUCGCGAGAACCGAGACCAACCACGGUUACCAGGACUCCGCGAGCGCCGCCACCGCCUGCGUCUGCUGCCGAGCUCGCCAUUGAAAGUGAAAUCGAGCAUGACGUUCUCGAGGCUCUGCGCGAGAAUCCAGAUCUUGUACCCAACCAACAACAAGAUCAGCCCAGCGCAUCCCUUGCUCUGCCACAGCCCGGCUCUGCAGAAGAAGACCAGCUCUCCGAUAUAAUCGCUACCAUCCCUUCUGGCAAGGAUAAGACCCCCGGCCCAGCCGUCAACACGAAAGAUGGGAAUCUUGGUCAUGUUUCGCUCUCACCCACCCUUCGCCCGGAUGAAUUCGACUCGGACGAUGACGUUUCGAGCUGUUUACUGAGUGAGGAGGAAACUCGUAUCAAAGAGCGUGUCUGGGUUAGUAUGAAUGCGGAUUGGUUGCGCCAGGACCAUGUCAAGCGGAUCAAGCGUGAGCUCAAAGAGGCGGAAAUGCGGGCACAAGGCCUCGAUCCUGACAAGGAGGCGCUGAGACAAGCACAGGCUAAGGGAAAGAGAAAGGAUGGGACCAAGCGACCAGGCCGAAGGGGUGACGUCAGCUACUUGAAUGAGCCCGACGGGGAGCGCAAUAAGCCUGGCGAAGGAGUCGAGGGUGGCGCUGAAGGCCCAGCUGACCGAGAGCGGAGUGCGGCGGAGUCGGUACGCAAAAUGUUCAAGACCCGCGGCGUGUAUUCAAGACGAGUCAACUACGACGUGCUUGACUCGAUUUAUGGUUUGGCCGGUGCUGAGAGCCCAUCGGAUGGGAGUCGCAGCCGCAGCCAGAGCGUUGCCAGCAUGGCUCCAGGAUUGGAACACGGAGACCGAGAAGCAAGUGUGGCCAGUACCGUUGCCUCCAAUGCAGAAGAUGCAGGUGUGACAGUGGGAAUAUUCCGCGGCAAUGCUGCACGCGAAGGAUCCCGCCAGCGUAGUCGAGCCUCUACUGCGGUGGACAGACGUGAGAAGAAACGCAAAGAACAGCGCAGCGUGAGUCAAGAAAAGGAACUAGGUGAUGCACACACUGCGAGAUCUGUGUCACGGAGCAGAAGUCCCAGCGCAGUCCUUCCUGAUGGUGAGGCAACAAGCCGACUUGAAAUGCAAGCGUCGGGUCGUGAAAGCCAACAGAAAGCCGAACCAUCUCCAGAGCAACAACAACUCCCAACGCCUCAACCGUCGCAGUCCCAAGAAAUACCCUCGGUGACAUCGUCAGGAGCUGCCAAUGUGUCCGUGCCAGCUGCAACACUGCUGAGACCGACAUCGCACGAAAGAGACUCUUCUCAACUGACUGGAGAUGGCGCCGGCGAGGAAGAAGUUCUGGGUCCAAUUCCGGGUGCAACAGGCCAAGAUGAUGACGACGAGGAUCUCCUUCGUCUUGUUCGUCUACGAGGCCUCGAAGAUGGAGGCGAAGACUACGACGAUGACGACGAUGACGACGAUGACGAGGACGAGGACGAACAGGAAGGGGAUGUUGAUGCCGCAUUUGAGGGCAGAUAUGGCGGCCAUGAAUGA